Messenger RNA from Verruconis gallopava, 2083 nucleotides. Its product is annotated as 2,3-bisphosphoglycerate-independent phosphoglycerate mutase. The record is from RefSeq and is a predicted model, not a curated record. The coding region runs from base 225 to 1787 and encodes 520 amino acids. The transcript has 3 exons. Gene Ontology annotation, biological process: glucose catabolic process. Lineage: Eukaryota; Fungi; Ascomycota; Dothideomycetes; Venturiales; Sympoventuriaceae. Gene Ontology annotation, molecular function: manganese ion binding. Gene Ontology annotation, cellular component: cytoplasm.
AACAAAAGCAAAUCCGAGUGCGCCCGACAACAAAGUCAAUUGAGCGAUUAUUUAUCGCCAUAUACCAAGUCAGCCCGGAACGGUUGUUUCAUCGAGUCAGAUACCGUCUUCUAAUCUGCGAUCGUAACGCCCUGGGGCUCAAUCGCAAAGUACACAGCCAACUUUUUGGAUUUUUUUUCUUCUCUUUCCCUGAGCUGACCGCGGGGCUCCUUCAGGUGGCAAUCAUGACAAAGGUAGACCAUAAGGCUGUACUCAUUGUCAUUGAUGGCUGGGGUCUGCCAUCCGAGACAUCUCCCCCCGAAGGCGAUGCGAUCCUCGCUGCUGACACGCCUGUCAUGGACGGUUUCGCCAAGGAGGGGAGCGACACUGCGCAGGGAUAUACCGAGCUUGAAGCAUCAGGAAAUGCUGUAGGGCUUCCAGAUGGCUUGAUGGGCAACAGCGAGGUCGGCCACUUGAAUAUCGGUGCUGGCCGCGUGGUUUGGCAGGACGUCGUUCGUAUCGACAACACUAUCAAGAAGGACAAGAUGAGAGAUGUAAAGGAGGUUAAGAACAGUUUUCAGCGAGCCAAGGACGGCAACGGCAGACUGCACCUCCUUGGGCUGGUCAGCGACGGCGGUGUGCACAGUCAUAUCAACCAUCUCAUUGCACUGCUCAAGGUUGCAAAGGAAAUGGACGUACCGAAGGUGUUUAUCCACUUUUUCGGAGACGGCCGAGACACCGAUCCGAAAUCAGGUAAAGGUCACCUGGAGCAUCUUUUGGACGAGUGCAAGAAGAUUGGCCUCGGAGAGAUCGGCACCGUCGUUGGACGAUACUAUGCCAUGGAUCGUGAUAAGAGAUGGGACCGAGUUGAAAUCGCUAUGAAGGGCCUCGUACUCGGAGAGGGCGAGGAAAGCGACGAUCCAGUUGCCACGAUAGCUGAACGGUACUCCAAAGACGAGACCGACGAGUUCUUGAAGCCAAUCAUCGUUGGCGGGAAGGAGCGGCGGAUUCAAGACGGCGACACUCUGUUUUUCUUCAACUACCGCUCCGACCGAGUCCGUGAAAUUACUCAGCUGAUGGGUGAUUUCGACCGCUCUCCAAAGCCGGACUUCCCUUAUCCCAAGGACAUCUCCGUGACUACCAUGACGCGCUACAACACUGCUUUCAAGUUUCCCAUCGCGUUCCCUCCCCAGGUCAUGAGCAAUGUUUUGGCCGAGUGGCUUGGAAACCAAGGCUUAAAGCAGUGCCACGUCGCCGAGACUGAGAAAUAUGCACACGUCACGUUCUUCUUCAACGGAGGUGUCGAGAAGCAAUUCGAAGGUGAAGAGCGCGAGCUCAUUCCAUCGCCAAAGGUAGCGACGUACGACUUGCAGCCUGAAAUGAGCGCCAUGGCCGUUGCCGAGAAACUCGCGGAGCGCAUUGCGGAGGGCAAGUUCGAGUUCUUGAUGAACAACUUUGCGCCACCGGACAUGGUGGGUCACACUGGCGUCUACGAAGCUGCUAUCAAGGGAGUUGCCGAGACGGACAAGGCCAUUGGUGUUGUGUACGAGGCGUGCAAAAAGCAUGGUUAUGUACUUUUCGUAACAGCUGAUCACGGUAACGCCGAGGAGAUGUUGAACGAAGAGAAGAAGCCAAAGACGAGUCAUACGACGAACAAGGUGCCAUUUGUGAUGGCCAACGCUCCAAAGGAAUGGACUUUGAAGAAGACGGACGGCGUGCUCGGCGACGUGGCACCGACAGUUCUCGAGUGUAUGGGCUUGAGCAUACCUGAGGAGAUGGAUGGGACAAGUCUUUUGAUUAAGAGCUAGAGUUUCUAGACAUCUCUAGACGUUGAUAUAGUUUCUAUGUAGAAAGAUGGCGAGCAGGAGGACUUGGACGCGUAUUUCAGAAGUGAGGAGACUUGUGUCCACGAGCUCAUAGAUAGUCUAGAUACGCAUAUGGACAAGAUAGAGUGCCUUCUUGGUACGUAUUCAUUAGACCCCGUUUCCGCGGAUCUAAACAUGUCCGAAGCUGUUCAAGAGCAGCCUGCUUAAAGUGCGUGGCGCUAUCGAUUUGGCCGUAGCAUGAACAUGCUGUGUUGUCUUCAAUCCAGUUAUAAAACUAC